Molecule: messenger RNA, 5089 nt
Organism: Quercus robur (English oak)
Lineage: Eukaryota; Viridiplantae; Streptophyta; Magnoliopsida; Fagales; Fagaceae
Product: putative disease resistance protein RGA3
Exons: 5
Coding region: 1748-5074 (1108 amino acids)
Biological process (GO): defense response to other organism
Molecular function (GO): ADP binding; DNA binding
Source: RefSeq, a predicted model, not a curated record
UCUCUAUGUUAUUGACUUUUUUUUUAGUUGAAAAAAUAGUUUAUUAACACAACCAAAGGAGAUAGCAUAGAAUAUUGCAUUUAUCAGGUUCAAACCACAACCAAAACAGAAAAUUAAAACAUGAAAUUAGAAACACAAAUUUUAGAAGAUUUAGAACAUGGACAAUACAAAUGAACACUCAUUUGAAGGAAUCUUUUCUCAGUCAUACAACCCAAUCUUUAGCUUGGUAGGUGAAAAUCAAGAGAGGAGUGAAGUAUUUAUGGGUGGGUUUGGAAAAAUUCUUCCAUUUGAAGAUUUGAAUUCCUCUGAGAGUAUCACAAGUUCAUAUAUUGCUUGUAUUGCCAACAAUUAUCGAGUUCCAAAAGAGGUGGGGUGGGACAAAAAUCCUUUUUUUUUUUUUCCAACAAUUAUCAAUUUCAAAUGAUGUAAUUUUUUCUUUAUUUUAAAUCCAGUACAUAGAUUAUAUAUGGAAAUAAAAUCUAAUAAUUCAAAUUAGAGACAAAUAUCUACCAAAUUAAUUAUAGUUGGAACUCUUCUAAAAUUUUCAACAUGGGAACGAAUAUAACCUUAAGGGCCCAUUUGGAUUGAGGGGAGAGGGAGGAGAUGUUAGAAAUCAACACUAACUUUCUUGUCUCUAUAAACUUCUAGAAUUCCAUUCAAUUUGCUUCUCUCUGGAAUUUUUUAGAAAAUUCUCUUACAUUCCGGAAAUUUCUCCAUGAUGCUCUUUCCGGAUUUCUCUAUGAGAUAUCUCUAGAGACUUCUAUAUAGAAGUAAAACUCAGCCACAUGUUUAUAGAAUAGUCUAGAAGCUUGGUAAAUAAAGUACUUAAAAAAAAGAAGCUAGAAACUUCAAGUUGGUUUCCUAACCAACAUACAUCUAGUAUAAAUAGAUGUGGUGAUGGGUGAAGUGAAGUGUAACCUUAUAGAAUCCAAAAAUGAUAGGUGACGCACAUGCUAGGCUCAACGACUGUGGCAUUCGCUAAGUUCUGAGAUGCCCAGUUGUCCACAUAUCACAAUUUUCAAGCCUGGAGGCUGGAACCCAAUUUUAGAAAUACUAAUAAAAAAAAUAAAGGACUUUGUUUAUAUUGUAUUUACAAAGUAAACAUGCAAAAAAUAGCAAAUAUUCUACACCUAUAAAAAGUGUUCAACAUCUGCCACUUUAUGCGUUUACAAUGUAAAUUCACAAUGUACUGUAAAGAAUUUCCAAAAAAAAAAAAAAAAAAACCGUCUUUUUUCUUGCAAAGUGUUAAAUUUGGUGGCUGCUUGUUUUAAUAAUUGAGAGAGGGAAGGAAAUUUCAGCGAAGUUUCAUCGUUGGCAUUUAGCCAUUAUAGAGAGAGAGAGAGAGAGAGUGAAGAAAAAGACAUGGAUCGACGACCAUUAGAAACUUUCAAUUUCACAUGAGUAAUUCUACGAAAAAACACUAGUCAAGUCAAGCCAUAUAAGUAAUAUAAAAACUCCUUGUAAAUUGCUUGACCACUCCUCUUCUCGUCUAUUCUCUCUCUCUCUCUCUCUCUUUCUCUUCAGAGUCUAUUAUUACCUUCUCUCUCUCUCUCUCUCCUUCUUACUCUUGCUGACCUCCACUAUUGACUGCAUCUACCUAUUUCCAAGCUUGAAGCUGCUACAAUCUUCCUUUCACAUCCAUUGCUGCUCAUCUACCGAUUGAGGUCUAGUUCUUUUUCUUUCUCUAAUUCUUCCCAACAUUCACUGCAUCUACCUAUCUGCAAGCUAUUUAAGAAAAAAAAAAAUAAUGGGAAGAAAGAGAGAUCGAUUUUGGGAUUACGCUGAGGACCUAAGGGGUCGUUUCAAAUGUAACUAUUGUAAGCAUGAAUUCCCUGGAGGUGCAUCAAGGAUUAAAUCACACUUGGCUGGAGUUAAAGGGCGUGAUAUUCUUAUAUGUGAUUUUGUGCCUGAAGAUGUACGUAAAGAAGCUUAUGAAGCAACUCUAGGAACUAACAAAAAACUUAAAAAUGCUUCAAUCUCAAGUAGUGAUAAGGGGAGUACAAUCCUCUCAACUUCAAUUUCAACAAUUCAAAAGGAAAAAAUUGUCACACAGAGCGAGGAAGAAUAUAUAGAUGAAAUUGUGCUCGAUGAUGUUGUGGGUAGACUAGUAACCAAAGCGUUUGCACUUGCCACAAAGGAUAUCAUUUUUAAGUGGGGUUUUAAGGAGGAGCUGGAAAAUCUUUUUGACUCAUUAUACAAGAUUAAAGUUGUGUUACAUCAAAAGAGGCAAGUAAGUGAUGAGUUUGUAAGGAUCUGGUUAAUGGAGCUUAGAAAUGUAGCUUAUGAAGUUAAUAAUGUGUUAGACAAAUUUGACUAUGAGAUCAUUCGGCAAAAGGUACAACCUCAAAGCCAAAUGAUAGCUCAGGUAUGUAGCUUUUCGUUCUCUGAUCACAAUAAAGUUAAGACCAUCAAACAAUCGUUGGAUAAACUUGUGGCUGAUGUAGCUGGCUUUGGUCUUAGAAUAGAGUUGUUGAAGUCAAUCAUCAAGAUUAGGUUGGACAAGAAUGAGGAUUCAUUCCUCAAUGAUUCAGAAGUUAUCGGAAGAGAAUUUGAUGUUGUACAGAUAGUGAACGAACUUAUUAGUUCAAGCAAUCAACAAGUUAUAUCUGUUCUUCCUAUCGUGGGUAUGGUAGGUCUUGGAAAGACAACUUUAGCAAAGGUAUUGUAUAACCAUGGAGAAAUAAAGAAACACUUUGAUGUGCUAGCGUGGGUACAUGUCGGUGGAAAUUUUGAUGUUGAAGAAAUCUCAAGAAAGAUUCAUGAGUCUCUCAAAAUAGACUUGACUAAUUUAGAAAAGAAGAAAUACUUUCUUGUACUUGAUGAUAUUUGGAUCGAAGACUGUGAUAAAUGGGAUAUUUUAAGGAAUCACUUGGUAGGGAUUAAUUCAAAUACUAGAAUUAACAUUAUUGUGACAACGCGUAGUGACAAAGUAGCACAGAUUAUGGGGACACUUCCUCCACAUCACUUGGAAAAAUUAUCAAAAGGUGAUUGUUGGUCUAUAUUAAAAGAAAGAGUAUUUGCAGAUGAAGGAAAAUCACUAACUUUUGAUUUGGAGGCUAGUGGAAGGGAGAUUGCUAUAAAAUGUAGAGGGGUUCCAUUGGUUGCAAGAGUUUUAGGAGAAGCAAUGUACUUUAAAUGUGAUAAAAAGGAAUGGUUAGCAAUACAAAAUGAUAAAAUUUGGCAUUUGUUGGAUGAUGAUAAUGGUGGUAUCUUUCCAACGCUAAAGUUAUGGUUUGAUAAUCUUCCAAUACCAUCUUUGAAGCAAUGUUUCGCAUAUUGUGCAAUUUUUCCUAAAGAUUAUGACAUGAAAAAGGACGAAAUAAUUCGGUAUUGGAUGGCUGAAGGGUUUCUUGAACCAGUUGAAGAAGCUAAUAUGGCAAUGGAGGAUAUUGGUAACAUGUAUUUCAAUAUUUUGUUGACCACUUCCUUUUUUCAAAAUGCUAGAAAGGAUGCCUACGGUAAUAUUAUUAGUUGCAAAAUGCAUGAUUUGGUGCAUGAUUUCGCCCUCUCAAUUUCAAAACAUGGAACUCUGAUUUUGGACAGAGAUUCAACGGAUGAAGCAACACAAGAAAGUUCAUAUCAUAGAGAAGAUUUCAUAAAAUUGCACUCAUUGUUUUCAGAAAAUUUUGACUUUAACAACAUGUUAUCAAAUUUUAAAUGCUUACGUGUUUUAAAAUUACAUGGGGUUAGUAUAAGAGGGUUUCCAGAUUCAAUUGAGCCGAUAAUACAUUUGAGGCUUCUUCACAUCUUGGACCCUGAAAUUGAAGAAUUACCAAAAUCCAUCACCAAACUCUACAAUUUGCAAACUUUAAUAAUUGAGGGCUACGAAGGAGAGCUUCCAGAAGACCUAAGCAAUUUGAUUAAGUUAAGACAUAUUCUUCUUAAUAACAGUGAUAUUAUAAAAACGCCUAAAAAUAUGAGUAUGUUGACUUGCCUUCAAACAUUGUCAUUUUUUGCUGUGGAUUCAGAGGAUGGUUAUCGGAUUACAGAAUUGGGAGCUUUAAAGAAUCUCAAAGGAGAAAUAGUAAUAAAGAAUCUAGAGUACGUGAAAGAUGAGGAAGAAGCCAAAAGUGCAAAAUUAAAAGAAAAGGAAAUAUUCAAGUUGCUAUUAUACUGGAGUUCUGACAGAGGAGAGAACGACAUGUAUAAUGAAGAUGAAAAGGUGUUGGAAGGCCUCCAGCCUCACCCAAAUUUGAAAAGCUUAACAAUCGAAAGGUAUCUUGGAAAGAAAUUCCCAUCAUGGGUUGUUGGUUUGUCUUCGCUAUAUCACAAUUUGAUUGAGAUCAAAUUGAUACGUUGUAGGGAAUGUGAAGAAGUUCCCACUCUGGGGCAAUUACCCUGUCUUAGGGUUCUUGAAAUAAUAGGAAUGUGGAAGGUAAGAAGUAUAGGAAGUGAGUUUUACUUUUACAGUGAUGGGAGUUACAGAAAUACUACUACUACAUUAUUUCCGGCAUUGAGAAUACUCAAAUUGAAGGAGAUGUAUUCCCUAGAAGAGUGGAAGGAUGCAAAGGAGUUGACAACCGCAGAUGAGGUGUUGUUUGUGUUUCCUUGCCUUGAGGAGUUGACCCUUAGAAGUUGUCAUAAACUGAGAGAUUUGCCAGACUCACUGCACACCUGCGUUUCCCUUCAGAAGUUGGUAGUAGAGUGUUGUCCUAUGCUGAGGUCAUUGCCAGGUGUCCGGUCCAGUGGGUUACAAUAUUUGGAGAAUGGGGAUUGUAGUCGUCUGCCUUCUUCUUCUACUUCCUCCAUUCACCCCUCCCUCCAAAAGCUACAGCUAAUAGGCUGUGGGUCUCUCCUGCUGGACCAAAUUCAAUACUUCAUUGCCCUUAAAAUUCUGUGGAUAGAGGGAUUUUAUGAGAUGGUAGCUUUGCCAGAGUGGUUGGGCAAUCUUUCCUCUCUUCAACGGCUUUAUAUUGUGUAUUGCUGGAAACUGCUGCAUCUGCCCAGCGAGGAAGCCAUGCGACGCCUCACCCAAUUGAAAACGCUAACGAUUUAUGGAUGCCCUAAAUUUGAAGACAAUGAGCGGUUCAAGAUUGACCACAUUCCAUGGGUUGAAAUCAAUGAUCCUCGGUAAGUCUACUCGUACUAC